Messenger RNA from Psylliodes chrysocephalus, 2105 nucleotides. The record is from the annotation of a GenBank genome assembly. Lineage: Eukaryota; Metazoa; Arthropoda; Insecta; Coleoptera; Chrysomelidae.
CGGCAAAUCGUUAACGAUGCAUUUGUCGGCAAGCUAACUUCGAUCAGUCUCCGCGGUCUACAUCGUCUUGUUUUUGGGUGUUUACUAUUUGGGAAUCUUGUGUUUUGUAGUUUUAUUAGUGUUAGUUUCUUUGAUAAUUCUUCCCUAAAAUGGUUUGGGGUUUCGCCACCUGUGGUCCGAACGAGGCACUAGUUAUUUCAGGAUGUUGUUACAGCAAACCACUUCUGGUGCCUGGAGGAAGAGCUUUCGUAUGGCCCUCGGUUCAAAAAUUACAAAGGAUAUCGUUAAAUACGAUGACUCUUAUAGUAGACAGUCCCACUGUAUACACAAGCCAAGGUGUCCCAAUUUCUGUAACUGGAAUAGCACAGGUAAAAAUUCAAGGUCAGAACGAAGAAAUGCUGCUAGCAGCUUGCGAGCAGUUCUUGGGAAAAAAGCAAGAUGAGAUCCAGAACAUCGCCCUCCACACCCUGGAAGGUCACCAAAGAGCCAUCAUGGGUUCGAUGACGGUGGAAGAAAUUUACAAAGAUCGCAAGAAGUUCAGCAAACAAGUAUUUGAAGUCGCCUCGUCCGAUUUGGUCAACAUGGGUAUCACCGUGGUGUCUUACACCCUUAAAGAUAUCCGAGACGAGGAGGGAUACCUACGAAGCUUGGGAAUGGCCCGAACGGCAGAAGUAAAGCGUGACGCCAGAAUCGGAGAAGCUGAAGCUAGAGCCGAAGCAACUAUCAAAGAAGCCAUCGCCGAAGAACAAAGAAUGGCUUCAGUUUUGCUAAACGACACAGAAAUCGCCAAAGCCAAGCGUGAUUUCGAAUUGAAAAAAGCCGCCUAUGAUGUAGAAGUACAAACCAGGAGCGCCGAAGCUGAGUUAGCAUACGAGCUGCAAGCGGCCAAGACUAAGCAGAGAAUCAAGGAGGAACAAAUGCAGAUUAAAGUUGUAGAGAGAACACAACAAAUUGCAGUUCAAGAACAAGAAAUUGCCAGAAGGGAACGAGAACUUGAAUCUACGAUUCGCCGACCAGCAGAAGCUGAGAAAUUCAGAUUAGAAAAAAUCGCCGAAGCUAAUUCCAAGCGAGUUCUGUUGGAAGCCGAGGCCGAAGCAGAAUCUGUAAGGCUAAAGGGUGAAGCCGAAGCAUUCGCUAUUCAAGCUAAGGCCGUCGCAGAAGCAGAACAAAUGGCCAAGAAAGCAGAAGCCUGGAAGGAAUAUAAGGAGGCAGCCAUGAUAGAUAUGUACUUGGACGUUUUACCGAAGGUUGCCGCAGAGGUAGCUGCUCCUCUAUCGCAAGCCAAAAAAAUCACGAUGGUGUCUACGGGAACGGGUGAAGUUGGUGCUGCUAAACUUACUGGCGAAAUAUUUGAUAUUGUGAACAAAGUACCUCAGCUUGUUAAGAACAUGACGGGUGUCGACAUUUCCAAGUCUGUCCACGCAGGUUAAUACGAGGGAAGGAAAAUCUGAUUCACCAUGUCAGUGUCUUUAAACAAUUAUAUAACUAUUACUCGAGUCUUGUUAAAGUCUUACUAAAGCUAGCCAAUACUUUAUACUCCAUAUAUUUAAAAAAAAAAUACGUUUUUGAAUGUUAUUAAUUGAUGUUGCUUUAUUUUUAUGUUUUUAUUUUAUCAAAAUGAAUAAAUAUUGGCUUUUAUAGGAAACAGAAUCUUAGUAAUUAUAGGUGUGGUGCAUUUAUUUUUUAUAAGUAAAAAAUACUGGGUUUACUUUUAUUUACACUUGUCUUUCGUUUUUGUUGCUCUAUUGGAAUAUAUAUGUUAAAUAUGUGACCAUUUUUAUUUUUUUAAUUAUUAUGAUGGAAGUUUAAAUAACUUAUUUUAUUUUUAAUUGUUAAGAAAACCCGGUGUUUUGUAAUUGUUGCUUGUUUUUGCAUUUUAGAACGUCUGUUUCUUAUUUAACCAGCAAUGUGCAAUGUUUUGUAGUUUGAGGCACUGGAAACUUAAAAAAAAUGCUAUUUUAAUGAAUUUUUGUUAGUCUGAUAUUUGAAAGAGAUAUUGGAGUUAAGAAGUGUAUAAAACUGAAAUACCUCUAUUUUUUGUAUUCCCCGAAAUAUAUUUCUCAUAUAUUAUGUAUAAUUAUUUUAUUAAAUGUGAUUCAAACGCA